Molecule: messenger RNA, 917 nt
Organism: Colletotrichum destructivum
Lineage: Eukaryota; Fungi; Ascomycota; Sordariomycetes; Glomerellales; Glomerellaceae
Exons: 2
Coding region: 129-809 (226 amino acids)
Source: RefSeq, a predicted model, not a curated record
UACAGCAAUGCAGAUUUGUGAGAACAUCAUUGACAUUGUGAGCGCCUUUGAGAAAGCCCAACGAACUCCUCUUGCGUAAAGUUCUCACCCAAAGUCCUUAUCCGCUGCCUUUCCACAUUUCCCUGAAGAUGUCUGCGGAACCAUCUCACGUGAACUUCCCUGGCAAAACCUCCGCCACACCAGGCGAGGAAUUCGAAGUCCGCCAGACAUCCGCAUCGGAGGACUACCACCCCGAUCCGUCGAAAUCCUUGCCCCUCUCACCGGCCCGUCAGAAACUCAUUGACGAUAUCAUCGCCCUGUAUUCGAUGAAGCCUACCGUUGAGAGAGUAAAGCGGUACACGGCCGACUGCGUGUACGACGACCAGUUCGUCUACGCCAAUGACCGGUACAAGAUGGCUGGCCAAUGGUUCGCGCUGCCAAAGCUCUUUAACGCCAGCGUGAACGAGGGCUACCAGAUUGUCAAGAACGACCGCGACCUCAUCCAGUUCAAGAACGAGCAGAGCUGGACAUUCAAGCUGAUUCCCAAGACCGCGACGAUCAACGCGCUCGUCAGUCUCAGCCUGGACCCAGGGACCGUAGAUAGCGAUUUCAUCCAGGUCAAGUAUCACAAGGAUCAGGCCAACGACAAAGACUACAGCCACGAGGGCGUCGGAUUCUCGUUCAAGAAGUGGCAAGCCGACAACGUUGCCAAACACAUGGAUAGUAAGGAGGUGGAGGCUUUCGUUGCGGACAAGGACGCCAGCAAGAACGACGUGAAGAAGUAUGGUAGUGGGAAAGCCGAAGGUGAUGCGCCAGAAAAGAGUUUCUGAGGGGGUUGAAGUGUAGAGAGUUCUAGACAUCAACUGUUUUGACAUCAAAAUCUUUUGGGAGACAUUUUACAGGCAUUAAGUUUGUUACAUCAGAGUCCUCGAAGGUUG